GGGAAGGCGGGGUGUGCAACUAAGACGUACCACGCUGCGGGCGCUUGGCAGCAGCUCUGCUUUUGUCUGACUCGGCCAGCUGAGCUUCACCCUCCUUGGAAAGCGCCUGAUGUCAGUCCGUUUUCUCCCUAUCGACCUCUCCGCCCAACUUCUUAGAACGCGGUCGUGUAGAGGCGAACGCCCCAAACAGCCUCGGUGGACCGCCGUUUUGUUUCUCUGUUGAUCUCUUAAGUGUGGUCUCUUCCCGAGAAGAGGAUGUUGAGGUAAAGAGGUAUUUAGCAUCGAGAUGACUCAGGAGACAAACCAGACCCCAGGGCCCAUGCUGUGUAGUACAGGAUGUGGAUUUUAUGGAAAUCCUAGAACAAAUGGGAUGUGUUCUGUCUGCUACAAAGAGCAUCUUCAGCGACAGCAGAAUAGUGGUAGAAUCAGCCCAAUGGGAACAAACAGUGGUUCAAACAGUCCUACCUCAGACUCUGCAUCUGUUCAGAGAGCAGACACUAGCUUAAACAACUGUGAAGAUGCUGCUGGCAGCACAUCUGAAAAAUCAAGAAACGUGCCUGUUGCCUCUUUACCUGUAACGCAGCAAAUGACAGAAAUGAGCAUUUCAAGAGACGAAAAAGUAACACCAAAAACAGAGACUGAGCCAGUUGUUACUCAACCAAGCCCAUCGGUUUCUCAGCCUACUACUUUACAAAGUGAAGAGAGAGCUCCCGAACUGCCCAAACCAAAGAAGAACAGAUGUUUCAUGUGCAGAAAGAAGGUUGGCCUUACAGGAUUUGACUGUCGAUGUGGAAACUUAUUUUGUGGACUUCACCGGUAUUCUGACAAGCAUAAUUGUCCAUAUGAUUACAAAGCAGAAGCUGCAGCAAAAAUCAGAAAAGAAAAUCCAGUUGUGGUGGCCGAAAAAAUCCAGAGAAUAUAAACUAACCUGCUCAUUGAAAGACUGACUUUUGUCUUGAAUAUAUCAUAGGAAAACACAAAAGAGCAGGUGCAUGGCCAUUUUCCUUUGUUCCUCAAGGUUUUACUUUUAGUCCUGUCUGUUCCAAUGAAACUUCAGAACGUUUGGGUGUCUGUUACAGGCAGAAUUGUGUAGAUACAGCCCUUGAAAAUAUGUAUGCCCUCCCCGGAAUAUAAUUGGAUGAUUGGAAAUGUGCACAGGAAUACACAUGCACAAAGGACAGACUCUAGUUCAUAUGUGCCAAACAGAUGUAUGCUCUCUGCAUGUUUGCAGCAGAUCUGCCUUUUGAAAUGUAUUUGAGAUAUAUAAUCUUUGGUUAGUGUUAUGUGCCUGUUUUGGAGAAAGAUACAUCACAGAGGUUGGCAGUCUACUAAUAUAAUUUCAAAUCUCAUUCUAAUUUUUGUUUACAUGCUCCAUUGUUUUCCACCACAAUGUAAGCUAUGUAGAGGAGUCCACCAUCCCGAUAAGAUGAUGCCAUAUUUAAGAAAGUAACUUAGCAAUUCCACUGAGGAAAAAAAAAAAAAGAAAAAUCAGAUACAUGUGAGGAGAAAGCUGUUUUGGAAAAGUUUACAUUGAGAAUUGUGAAAAUAGGUUGCCAAAGGAGAUGUCCUGCUAGGAACUUAACUGGCCUGCCACAGAGUCAUGUGCUUUUCCUUGCAUAGCUGAAAAUGUUCUGUAGCACAAUAUUGUAAGAUUGGUUUACCAAAAAAAACUACAUGUUUUUUUAGACAUACCACAACAACUCUAUCAAGCAACAUGUGGCUGAGCAAGUUGCUGAACUAUUAGAGCAGUUUAUAAUUUAUAUAGUUAUAUUCUGUGUGUUCUGAGUUCAAAAGAAUAUUAGUUGUUCAUUUUUUUCCCUAGUUUUAAAUGUAACAGUUGCACCAUUCUGCAUGGAAAACCAUACCAAACAUGGCUGCUGUAGACUUAAGUGGUAGCUGGAAACAUUCUUGGAGGGAUGCUUUAUCAUUUUAACUGUACUUGGGUGUAGGACUGUAGUGUUCUUGGGUGUAUUGCAUGGGCUGCAUUACUAUGGCAUUGUACAAUAACAACUCUAGAAAAGGCAGUAUACUUCACUGAUGCUUGUCUGGUAAUAUCACUUCUGUGUUAUAAUGGAAGGGGUUUUUGUGAUGUAUGAAACUGUGUUUUUUAUAUAAACAAGUACAGUUUAGACUAGUGUUGUUGUAAUGCCUGUUCUCAUCUGUAAAUAGUUAUGUAUGUACACGAGGCGCUAUUUCCGGAAUUCUGUUUUUUAUGGCAGUGUGCAUCCUUAGUUUUGAGUUCACUAUUAAAGGCAUCAAGUUUUUGCUUAUAACUUUGUUCUUCUGAGUUAUUAGAUAUGCAGACGUGUACAGAUAGUUCAUAUUUAUGUAUUGCACAUAAUCAUGCUACCCAGCAUCUAUGCUAUAUUGUAUUAUGUAAAUAAUAAAAAUCAUGUACAGAAGGAAA
Pogoniulus pusillus (Red-fronted tinkerbird) is the source of this 2407-nucleotide messenger RNA. It is a transcript of the gene ZFAND5, whose product is annotated as zinc finger AN1-type containing 5. The record is from RefSeq and is a predicted model, not a curated record. Gene Ontology annotation, molecular function: DNA binding; zinc ion binding. Bases 287 to 922 code for a protein of 211 amino acids. The transcript is spliced from 6 exons. Lineage: Eukaryota; Metazoa; Chordata; Aves; Piciformes; Lybiidae.